Molecule: messenger RNA, 8616 nt
Organism: Schistosoma rodhaini
Lineage: Eukaryota; Metazoa; Platyhelminthes; Trematoda; Strigeidida; Schistosomatidae
Source: the annotation of a GenBank genome assembly
UUUGAACCGCACAAUGAAAUUGGAUAUUGUAUUUCGAGACUAACCUUGGCACAAGUUUUGUAAAGCGUCAUACAGACGUCUGUUUCGAGCUACUAAACGUUUUCCUAUCAAACGUCAUCUAAAAAGUUCGAGAAGUUACUGUUAAAUAUCUGAAUAUAGAGCCCUGAAAAAUAUCCGUGUUCGACUAUAUGGAUCUUUUUGAGGAGAAAGUUCGUCUACAUGAAUCUACAAGCGAAGUUGGUGGGCUCAUAAUAACUAAGUCGAAAGAAAAUUUCAAACAACCUCAAAAGUCCUUAUUUGGACUUGAUAAGUUGGCGGCAAAAAAGCGACAGGAAUCCCAGGAUCUUAAUCUACAGUUUAACAAGCGCGAUGUUACAAAUAAAGAAAGGUUUUAUAGGGAAAGGCGCGUUGAAACCCCUUCCAAUCGUGGGGGUGUUAGCAAAGAAUAUUUCGAUUCUCAGGCAAGAAGGCGUGAACGUGACCAGAAAGAACGCUUAAAAACCGGUCUUGUAUCAACAUCCAGAAAAAUUAGUGAAAACUACUCAGAAUCUCGAAAAUCAUCAGACUAUUCUCGCAUUGAAUCAACCAGAGAAAAAGAAUCUCUCAGCACUCGACAUCGGAGAGAAGCAGAAUGGGAAGAUGAAACACCUAGUCACAGCAGUCGGGAAAAUAGAAGUACUUCUGGAGUAAGUAGCAACCGGUUUGAAACUCCUGAAAUAUAUAAUGUUGGGGGACGGUCUCCAGGACAUUCUAGCUGGGAUGAUUCUGCCUUAGGAUCUAGUCGAUCUACUACCCCUCGCACUACUGGAUCACUAGCUCGUAAUUCCAAUAAUGAUCGAUAUACAUAUACUCCUAUGCCUACUCCAAGUUUUAAGCAUAACUCAUGGAUGCAAUCGAAUAAAAAUAACACAGGGCAUUCGGGUCGCCACACUCAUGGCCAGUCUCAUCCACAACUUUCCAGUGAAAACGAUGGCGAUAGUGUGAAACCUGAUUCUACUGAGAUAGAGGAAGAUAGUGAUGAUAUUAAGGCUGAAAAUGAACGCUUAGAUCGUAAUUGGUAUCAAAUGGAUGAUGGUUAUGAUAAUGAUAACCAUCCGUUUUCUGACAUUCCUGAAGAGUAUGCUGCUAAAAAGGAACGUCAAUUAGCAGAACGUAAAAAACGACAUAAACAACGUUUAACUGCAAAAGCCGUCCAAGUUCAUAAAGAUAAUCAAGCAUGGGAACACAAUCGCAUGUUAAGAUCUGGAGUUGUUCAACGAGUAGAUUUUGAACAGGAUGAAGAUUUUGAUGAAGAAGGUGAAGCUAGAGUUCAUUUGUUAGUUCGUAAUAUACUUCCACCAUUUUUGGAUGGACGAAUUGUUUUCACUCGUCAACCUGAACCUAUUAUUCCUGUCAAGGACCCAGAGAGUAUAAUGGCCAAAGUUGCUCAGAAAGGUAGUGCCAUAGUGAAAUAUUUUCGAGAACAAAAAGAACGUAGAAGAGCACAAAAGAAAGAAUGGCAAUUGGCUGGCACACGUAUAGGGGAAGUUAUGGGUAUAAAAGCUCCGGAAGAACAAGACAAUUGGACAGAAAAAUCACAUCGUGAUGCACAGACAUUUGCCGACAAAGUAGGAGAUAUGAAAUCUGAAGCGGUUAGCGAGUUCGCUACACGAAAAACUAUUGUAGAACAACGACAAUACUUACCAGUAUUUUCUGUAAGGACAUCCUUACUGAGAAUGAUUAAAGAACAUCAAAUUGUAGUGAUUGUUGGAGAGACUGGAAGUGGUAAAACUACUCAAUUAACUCAAUAUUUACAUGAAGAUGGUUUUACAACCUAUGGUAUGGUUGGUUGUACUCAACCACGCCGUGUUGCUGCUAUGUCUGUUGCUCGGCGAGUUGCUGAAGAAAUGAAUGUACGUUUAGGUGAAGAAGUUGGUUAUGCUAUAAGAUUCGAAGAUUGUACUUCUCCUUCCACUCUAAUUAAAUAUAUGACUGAUGGAAUUCUAUUACGUGAGUCACUACGUGAAUCUGAUCUUGAUCCAUACUCUGCAAUUAUCAUGGAUGAAGCACAUGAAAGAUCUUUAAAUACUGAUGUGUUAUUUGGAUUGUUGCGUGAAGUUGUUAGUAGGCGUAAUGAUUUACGUCUAUUAAUCACUUCUGCUACAAUGGAUGCAGAAAGAUUUGCUCAGUUUUUCGGUGAUUGUCCUAUUUUUCGAAUACCUGGUCGAACAUUUCCUGUUGAUAAAGAAUUUAGUAAAACAACAGUAAUGGAUUAUGUAGAUGCAUCUGUGAAACAAGCAAUUCAAGUUCAUUUAGGCUCACCAACAGAUGGUGAUAUACUCAUUUUUAUGCCUGGUCAAGAGGAUAUUGAAGUGACAUGUGAACUAAUUGCUGAACGUUUGAGUAACUUGGAAGAAGCUCCUCCACUAUCCAUCCUCCCUAUCUAUUCUCAGUUGCCAAGUGAUCUUCAAGCAAAAAUAUUUAUGAAGGCUGAAAAUGGUGUCCGAAAAUGUGUCGUGGCAACAAAUAUUGCUGAAACCUCAUUAACUGUUGAUGGGAUACGUUAUGUAAUUGAUUGUGGUUAUUGUAAAUUGAAAGUUUUCAACCCUAAAAUCGGUAUGGAUGCAUUACAAAUAUUUCCAAUUAGUCAAGCUAAUGCUAAUCAACGUGCUGGUCGUGCUGGUAGAACUGGUCCAGGAGUAUGUUACCGUUUAUACACUAUAAGUCAGUAUCAAGAUGAAAUGCUAAUCACAUCUGUUCCAGAAAUUCAGAGAACUAAUCUGGCUAAUGUUGUUCUCUUAUUAAAAUCUUUGGGUGUUCAAGAUUUAAUGCGAUUUCAUUUCAUGGAUGCUCCUCCACAGGAUAACAUAUUGAAUUCAAUGUAUCAACUAUGGAUUUUCGGUGCUCUUGAUAAUACUGGCAGUUUAACAAAUUUAGGUCGUCAAAUGGUUGAAUUUCCAUUGGAUCCAGCUUUGUCUAAAUUAUUGAUUAUUUCCUGUGAUAUGAAUUGUUCUGAAGAGAUUCUAACCAUUGUAUCGAUGCUCUCUGUUCCGAGUGUAUUCUACAGACCAAAAGGUCGUGAAGAAGAAUCAGAUAAUGCAAGAGAGAAGUUUCAAGUUCCAGAAUCUGAUCAUUUAACACUGUUGAACGUUUUCACUCAAUGGCGUAAAUCAGGUUAUUCAUCAGCAUUUUGUGCAAAACACUUUUUACACUUAAAAGCCAUGCGUAAAAUUCGUGAAGUUCGACAACAAAUGAAAGAAAUCAUGGAACAACACAACAUGAAUUUACAAUCUAUCGGCAGUGAUUGGGAUGUUGUACGUGAAUGUUUAUGCGCUACUUUCUUCCAUCAAGCUGCUCGUAUCAAGGGUUUAGGUGAAUAUGUGAAUUUACGAACUGGUAUGCCUUGUCAUCUACAUCCAACUAGUGCUCUCUAUGGAAUGGGUUACACUCCGGACUAUGUUAUUUAUCAUGAAUUAAUUAUGACAACAAAAGAAUAUAUGCAAUGUGUUACAUCUGUCGAUGGUAAUUGGUUAGCUAAAGUUGGUCCUAUGUUUUACAGUGUUAAAGAUCCUAACCUUACUCGAUUGGAAAGAAAGCGACAAGCUGAAGAACAGCUCGUAGAAAUGGAAAAUGAAAUGCGUCUGGCUGAAGAACAACUUUCUCGUCGACGUGAGGAACUUUCAGCAUCUAUUGGUUCAAGCCGUUUGCGACCAAUAGUUACACCUGGUAUGCGAACUCCUGGUACUCCUUUAGUAUCUAAACGUCCUGGCAGUAGACUUGGUUUAUAGUUUUAUCUGUUGUACAAUUAUUAAUUAAUGUACAUAUAUUAUUUUUGUAAAAUAUUUUCAAAUACAAAUGAAAAAUUCAUCUUUCAAAUAUAUUCAUCUUAUUACAGUUUGUCUUUUUCUUUACUCGAUUAUUAUUAUUAUUAUUCACAUUUUAAUCUAUAUAUAUAUAUGGUACUUGGUUAUAUAGUUGAUCUAAUUGUUCCAUAGUUACACGUAAAUAACCCUUCAUCAAAUAAUUCUAUCAUUCAAUCUAAUACUGUAGUGAACAAGAACACUGAUGGGACAAUCCAAUGUGUAUAAACACAAAUUACAGACUAUCUCACUAAAUUCUGAUAACCAUACAGUAACCAGUUAAUUUGCAAAAUAACAAUCAAUUGUCUCAAUCUUCACUGUUCCUUAUGUAAAUAUCAGUUCAUCUUCUCUAACUCCAUUGUUCAUGCAUUUUCCCACCAAUUGAACUUCAUUUCAGCUCUUUCCUUAUCGGUCUUCUGUCAAAAUACAUUUAAUGUCUGACCAUCGCCAUAUACUACUUAUAUGAAUAUAAGUAGACCACGCUACAAUACAACUUCGAUAUCAUACAUAUCUUGUGACAUUUUCUUAAUUCAGGCAUAUACUUUGUAUUGUUAUUUAUUUCAUUUUAUACUUGUCAACUAGAAAAUCAAAUUAACAAGAUGGGAUAUAGUUUGUUGAAAAUUAGAAAUAUAGAGGUAUGGCAACUUGGACCGAUGCAUAUAUGUGCCUGGUCCUACGUUGUAGCUGACUGACUGAGAAAUAUAGAUCUGUUAACAGAAACAACUAGUUCAAUGCUUAAUAUGAAAAUGAUGUCAUAUUUGUAAUAUCCAAAUUCUAUAGUGAAAUUACUCAUUGGGAUAUCACAAUUAUAUCAUCAUUUUACUGUUAACAUUCUACUUAAUUCGUUUGAAAUUUUGGUAUUAAUACCUAAAGGUUUGUCUAGAAUCUUAAAGGUAGACAAACAACUGCUUCUCAACAUUUUAUGAUUUCUGGGGAAUGAUUUUGUUUUUGCUGGUAUCGUAUUCUUUAGGCCAGGUUAUUUUAGUUAGGGAGCGUUGAAUGUUUUCUUGGACAACAUCAUCAGUGCUUGCAUGAAGUAGGCCAUGAUAAUGAACACAAAUCCACCAAAAACAACCUCCUGAGCUGUAUAUUUUCUCUGUCAUUUCUCUUUAUUUAUAUUCAGCGUUGUUUUGUUGGUUGUAUACACGAUUGUUCUAUACAAUGGUCUAAUAAGCUUAUGAAAUAGGUAGAUACAUCAUGUUUUUGUUGUUUGGUUGAUUGUCUCGAGUGACGUAAGAAUCACACAAUAUAAUAAUAUCCAAUAAUUAUAGUGUAGUGAUGUUUUCUAAUUUUGACUUCUGUAUGUAGAUCUUAAUUGAAUAAGACCACUCGUAUAUGAUAUAAUAGAUGUGAUUCGUGUUAAUGGACGCAGAUUAAUUGGUUGGAUCCCUCACGAUCAGUGGUUAAAGAUGUUGGUUGUUAUAACUGAAAAUUGGUUAUCACAGUGUUAAAUAUCCAUCUACUCUUUGUCUUCCCUUAGACUUUGAGUUUCUUCAUUCCUUUACAAAUAAUAUUUAGUCUUUCUCAUUUCCAAUGAUACUAUUAUUAUUUUGACUCUUGUUCUUCUUCUUCUCGUACUGAUGUGAUAUAGAAUCUUGGGCUAACGACAUUUGUGCCUGUCUCUGCGUUGAUUAUGACUGAUUGAAUAAAUGUGAUGAGGCCAGUGAUUAUAUUGUAUUUUAAAAUUAAUCUGAUAAACACAAUAGGUUAGUUAGCCAGAUUAGGUUUCAAAGUGUUACUACAAUUUAUAAUUGCAUGCGAAACUGCCAAAAAGUGUUUUCAUUAAUUGGGUAAACACUUAUAUUUCCCCAUCGAUAUUCAGUAUAUCUUCCCUAUAUUCCAAUCACUUUGAGUUGUAAGGAUAUGUUAAAUGCUGCUACGUUUUUACAAUUUCCGUACUGACUGAAUUAAUUCUGAUCAUGAAAAUAACCAUAUGAUGAUUAGUAGGCGUUCUAAAUAUAUGUAUUAGUUCACUUUAAUAUUAGGCGUUUAACCUAGUCACGUUAUGCACUAAUAACUAAAAAUGACUACAGAGGUAAAGAAACUGGUGAAUUUAAAUGUAAAUACUGUCCGUUAUUUUAAAAGUAGUUUGUAUUAAGCUGUUUAUCGUAUUAAUUUAUUCUGUCAUUGGUCUUCGAAUUCUUGGUUCCUUUGAAGUUUUUUCCUCUUCAGUUUACUAGUGAAUAUUAACAACGUACUUAUUUUGUGUGGUAUUGCUUGAUCCUAGACCACACGUAACAGAUCUUCCGAAUUUUUUCAUCUUUAUUCGUCAUACUGUUUAGUUGUGACCUCUUGUUUUAUGGAUAUACUAAGUAUUAAUUUCGGUAAACGUAUAAUAUACUAACAACCUUGAGGGAUUUAUGAGGCAAUCAGGAAACGCUGCCUAGAUACAAAACAGAUAGCAGCAAAAAGAAACACUAUAACAGUGGAGUAAUAGCUUUGAUUUCAAUAAUCAACCCUCGUAUGUCGAAUUAUUCUUUGUAGUAAAUGAAAAAGGUUAAGUUUUACAUACUAGGAAUCGGGCUAGUGUUAUAAUUCAAGGCCACACCCCAUAGAGUUUUUAUCACCAAUUGACACUGGCGAUAAUCCAAAAAGAUCAGGAUAAGGUAUUAAGAGUUAAGCUGGAGUUCUGAGAUGGGUUUACAAAUUAAGGUUUUCAUCAUAAAAUUGUAUCUGCUAUGAUCCAAUGCUUUGUCAACCUUUUGCUUAUACACUUGAGAAACUUAGUGUUGGGAUUUAGACUGAGAGUAAAUAAAGGAAAUUAUUACCCAGCUUCACCAAACACUCUUGAUUGCUCAAUGAAUGACGUUAAUUAUUUUGACACACAAUCUUCCUCAGGAGUAGGUAUGUCAUAUAAUUGAGCUUAAACACCACCUAAAAUUCGAUUUAUCUUUGGGUAAUGGAUAUUUUUACUGACUUAAACAUUUCAAAAACCAAGUAUUGUCAAUUUUCGCUUGGUUAGUAAUGACAUACACGUUAUUUAUCACCGCACUUUAAACUUUGCGCAAAAUAAUUGAGAUGUCAUCUUAAUCUAGUUUGGUGAACUCAAGGCCUUGCAGUAUAUUAUACUUAUACCAUUAUUUCUUUUCUUUCAUACCAGCUGACUGCUCUGUAGGUUUUGUUUCAUAGUGAUCAACUGCUGAAUAGUCAAAAUAUACUUUUCGUCCUGUUUGGAAUUUGUCAACUGGGUACGUUAACAUCCUUAGCGGGUGUUGUCUCAACUGAACUUUAGAAAUAGUGCCAAUCUUUUUAAACAACAAAGUGAUAUUCAUUAAUUUAGUGAGUUAGAACAAACGCCAUUUUUUUAACCGUUAUCGGUCGUAUGUUUUAAGAACUCAUGUUUCAUCCAGUUAAAUAUCUUGUUGUAGUGUUUUAAGAGCAAGAAUAUUAAAACUGGUCAAUUGAUUGACCAUAUUAUAGACCAUUUUACUAUAACUAGCUUAUUAUUAAAUGAAUAGGAUUGUCAAUUAUGUAGCAUAUAUUGAGAUAUUCCUAAACGUACUCAUAAGGAGUUGUAUUGUAUAAAUACUUCAACAUAUUUUGAGAGAUCUCUCCCCUCUGAUUUCAUAUCAUAUUUGUUACUUUUUUUCACAAAUACUGUUUUGAUUUAGUCGAGUGAACAGGAUCCUGAACAAGUUGAAGAAGCUUUGGGUAUUUUAAAAGAUGACAAAGAAUUUGAGGAAUUUGAAAAAGAAAAUUGGUUAACAUCAGAGGAAGAGAUUUCAGAUCUGCAAGUGUGGGAUGAUAAAUGGGAUUGUGAAGUUGAGAUAGAUGACCAGUUUACUCAGUAUUUAAGGUGAGUGUUGAUGUAACUAAUUUUUCUUUGUUUCAUUAUUUCGAAGGUUAUUAUUCAUCUGAAGAUUCCUGUGGACCUAAAUUUUAUUACUUUUCGCUUAUUAGUGUAUCUACUUUUCUAGUGAUUUGUUUUUAGACUGUUCAUUGAAUUUUGUUGCACAUAUGAUGGCAACUUUACUGACUGUUGGUAUAUAAGGUCAAAUGUUAUGCGAAUGUCUCUCUUAGAUAUGGCUUCGGUUGGAGGAAAAUGUAUGUACAAUGAUUAAAAUUCGGAAAUACAUCUGGGAACUUCUGAAUAUUUCAUUCCGUAGUACAGAAAAAAUAGCGAUUAAACCUCGAGUUUGUUCGUUGAACUGAUUGUAAUAGGGUAGAAAUGAAGUGUGAUAAUACGUCAUGCCGUCAAAAAUACUUGAAUACCUCUUUGCUGAUUCUAUUUGCUCAAACUUUCUAAAAACACUGGAUGACCUGGUGAAGUAUAGUUAGCAAUUGCAUCAUCUUUUGCAAUCUUUACUAUUACUAGUACAGAUUGAAUUCUGUUAGCUGCCGUCCCGAUGGAGAUUUCAGUCCGAGCACUAUCUUCAUCAAACUGUCAAUUACGAAACCAAUGUAUUAACUGGCAAUUCAAACAUAGAUUGAACUCCUAACUUUCCUUUGAAUUGAUCAUUGUCAUUGAUGAUUAAGACUUAAGUAAGGCCACGCACUCAACAAAUUUUUCACCUACUUACGUUUUUAUAAAUCACAUAUAAGAAAAAUGGACUAUUUCUUGUUUAAGCAAUAGAAAUGUGCACUCUCCUAGUCCAUAACGUUUAUGGAUUCCACAUGGAUUGUGUACAUUAAGUUAUGACAUACAUGAUUCAAGUUUCUUAAUUUCAAGGCGAUUAAAAUUGUUCUUUUUAUUUUCAGACAGGAAUUGACCAAACUUGGCCACUUACAUGAAACUAACUAAAUUCACUGUUAAACAUUACAAAUAAAUCAUCAUCAC